CGCGAUGGCUCCGGCUGGGGACCGCGAAGGCUACUGGGGCCCCACUACCUCCACGUUGGACUGGUGUGAGGAGAACUAUGCGGUGACCCUGUUCGUCGCCGAGUUCUGUGUGGAUGUCUUGCCUACAUACAUAUCUGUGCGCCACUUGUGGGACUCAUGUCAAACAGACGAGAAGAGGGCACUGGCUCCCCUUCGAGUUGGCAUUACAGACCAGUUGUGAGCCACUGUGGAGGGAAUACAGUGAGCAACCUGAUUAUGAUCAUACCUCCGAUCUUUGGCGCAGUUCAGAGCAUCAGAGAUGGGCUGGAGAAACGGUACAUUGCUGCUUACUUAGCACUCACGGUGGUGGGGAUGGGCUCCUGGUGUUUCCACAUGACUCUGAAGUAUGAAAUGCAGCUGUUGGAUGAGCUCCCCAUGAUUUACAGCUGCUGUAUAUUUGUGUACUGCAUGUUUGAAUGUUUCAAGACAAAGAACUCAAUAAACUACCAUCUGCUUUUUACCCUAGUCCUAUUCAGUUUAAUAGUAACCACGAUUUACCUAAAAGUAAAAGAGCCUAUAUUCCAUCAGGUCAUGUAUGGAAUGUUGGUCUUUACAUUAGUACUCCGUUCUAUUUAUAUUGUCACAUGGGUGUAUCCAUGGCUUAGAGGACUAGGUUAUACAUCCUUGACUAUCUUUUUGUUGGGAUUUUUAUUGUGGAAUGUAGAUAACAUCUUUUGUGAUUCACUGAGGAACUUUCGAAAGAGAGCGCCCCCUAUCAUUGGUGUCACGACACAGUUUCAUGCAUGGUGGCAUAUUUUAACUGGCCUGGGCUCUUAUCUUCACAUCCUUUUCAGUUUAUAUACAAGAACACUUUACCUGAGAUACAGGCCAAAAGUGAAGUUUCUCUUGGGGAUCUGGCCCAUGGUCAUGUUUGAACCUCAGAAGAAACACUGAUGAAUUCUUCUAUCAAGGAAACAAAAGCACCUGCUGUAGCUCUGGCAAGAUGGCCCAGAAGUCCCCAAAGACUCGCACAUUCAGACACCAUGCCCGUCACAAGAGGUGGAUGACUCAGCCGCACAGAAUGAGCGUCGGUUUGUUGACUGUUUAGCUCCUGGCUUUAUCUCAUUUGUCUGUGACCUAAGAUGCUUACAGAGAAACUGAUGGGUGUAUAUUUAUAUUCUAGAAUGGGAGAAGUUGGACUUUUCUUAGCAGGUUAACAGUCUGUGCUGGUCAUUCAUGAAAAAGUUAAUAUUUUUUAUUUUUUUUUUACAAGAGUUGCAUGUUAAUUAUAUCUUUCCUAAUUGUUGAUUAAAUAUUGAACAAAGUCAUUAAGGACUGGCAAAAUCCCAUUUCCAGAUGGUUGACUGUGAGCCAGUACUUAGCUGUGUCAGCUUUGAUUUAUAUUAUUAUAUUAACCUCACAGCUUCCUGGGUAGCCCCGCACUACCUGCCUUGGUGCUAGCUGGGGCGCUGUAAGCAGACUCCGACCUGCCCGUGAGUGGGCUCUGUUCGGGCUCUGGCCCACAGCCAGUCGAGGGGGCGGGCCGUCUGUCUGUCAUUCCGCUGGGAGUUCUUUCAGGGCUCCUAUCUUUCACCAGUUAAAGUCUGUUGUUUUGCUUUGUUUAAUUUUCAAGUUAUUAUUAUUUUUGCAUCUAGCAAAUUUAUCUGGUGGCCUGGCCUACCCAUAUUCUGUAUGCCAGCAUAGUUUAAAUGAAGUUACCAGGGGAAGUUGGACAUUUUUUACUUCUUGCAUUGUGCAGUAUUUCCCAGUUUUCAGAGAGGUCAUGGCUAUACCCAGACACAUGUCAGAUUAACUCCAGUAAAACGGUCAGUACUGUUUUGCAUAAAGCUUAUUAAAGUAUUUGCUCCUUCAUUUUUUGAGGAGAAGAAAUACAAGUAUUGAAACAGUACUGACUUGUAACUUCUCAGCAUCUAAAACUUAACAAGUCAGUAAUAGCAGUAAAAUCUCAUGGGGAGGCAGAUAGGCCUAAUUUGGAUCUCAGUGUCAAGAAAUUGAAUUGAUUGUCACAAACAAUAAAUGAAAGAUCAUAUAUCUAUUGAUUGCAUCCUGAGCUAUGGCUUCAAAAGAAAAGUAGGGGUUUUUUUCUCAUGCAAAAUUGAUAAAAACAACUUUCCCAUUUUCCCAAGAGUAAUUAAGAAGCCUUAGCCUGGCAGGGUGAUGCACGCCAUUAACCCCAGCACUCAGGAGGCAGAGACAGGCAGAUCUCUGAGUUUAAGGCCAGCCUGGCCUACAAAGUUCCAGAACACCUACAAGGUGUUCUUGAGACUGUGGAGACCGGGAUUUCAAACAGACAAACAAAAAGCAUUUGGUUCUUUAGGUAGUCUUGGUACAUUUUUAAAACCAACAUUAAACAAGCAUACCUUUUAUAAAAGCAAGACAUGCCAAAACAUAAAUCUAAUGGCUUAGAGGUAUAGGUGGCCUUGUCUUCAAGGUGUUCUUGAGGCUGUGGAGACUUGUGUCUCAAAAAACAAAACAGCAACAAUAAAAAACAAACAAAUAAAAAGCAUUUGGUUCAUUAGGUACUUUUGGUACUUUUUUAAAACCAAAAAUGUUUCCCAGAUGGCCAUUAAAGAAACACACCUUUUAUGAAAGCAAGACAUGCCAAAACAUAAUCUAAGAGAACCUCAGUUGUACUUUCACUGUAGACAUGGGUCAGAGUCCAGAGUGUGCCCACUGAGAUGCCCGGGAACUGUGUCCUGGAACAAGAGUUGGAGCAGAGACACAUGGAUAGCGAUGGAAAUAGAGACCUUUCACUAGGAAUAGGACUGGCAAAGGUCUAGGACUGAAAGGUCCUUGGCCAGCAGAGCCUCUGUCCUGUGUAGCACAUUUACACGGCCUCCAUCUUUCUGGCAAUUAGAGAGGUCGGGCUUAUUUUAAAGCAUACUGUUUUGUUAUGCAUAUACCAGAGUUGGAAAGGUUUCCAGUCUCCCCUGGUGUGGUUUCUGUUUGUUUGCCGCCAGAACUUCCUGUUCGCCUACCUACCUCACUCUACCCCAUCCUCAGAGCUGUGGUAAGGGGCUAAAGGAUAAUAGCCUAUUUGUGUAAUUUCCAUGCUGAUGAGGAAUAUAGUCCUUGCCAAAGAGAGACCACAAAGCUCUCUUUCUGUUGUUUCUAUUGGUUGGAGAGGAGGCUUUGGAGGACUUGAAUCCCUGUAUCAUAAUGAGCUAAGUUUGAAAUUGUCAUAUCCUAGAAGACACGAAUUGUACAGGAUUAAAAAUGCAAGAAUUUGAGCUGAAGAGAUGGUGUAGCAGUUGAGAGCACUGAUUGCUCUUGCAGGGAACCUGGGUCUGAUUCUCAGCACCCACACGGUAACUCACAACCUUCCAUCCCUGCAGUUCCUGCGGCUCUAGUGACCUCCAGACACACACAUGGUACACAUACGUAUCUACAAGCAGAACAUCCAUACACCUAAAAUAAAUAAAUCUCUAAAAAGUUGUCAGUGCAAGAACAGUAUGAUUAUACCAGAAGUGGCCCCAGGAAGGACCUGAAUCAGGAAAACCAAAGCUAUGUUUGUGUAAAUUGUUCUGGAUAUGAUCCUUUAGACUGCUAAAAUACAAAGCAAAACAAAACCACAUACACACACACACAAACAAAAAACCCAACUGAUGGUUAUAUAUUGAGAUCAUGGUAAAAUACAAAAAAACAAAAACAAUUUUUAGGGAAAAAUCCAAUAGUAGAAUAGAUUAAAGAAAAGAUACUAUGGAUUGUAACCACAGUUACCAACAGUGCCAAAAGAAAAAAAAAGCAAAACAUACAGUUGUAAUUACUGAUAGAUUUGUAAUAAUUUAUCUUUGCCUUUAAGAAGUUAAAGCAUCCCAUUUGUUGUCUUUAAGUCCUUCAGCCUUUUCAUAGCUUAGAGGAGUAGGUGGCCUUGUCUUCAAGUCUUGAGUCUGUGGAGACUUGGGUCUCAUGGACCCUGGUGCCACUUCCUUAGAAUGAGCUCCACAGGCUGUAUCCGUCUCCAGAUGUCUAGUGCCCGUCUUUAACCAGCUUUAAUGCCCUGCCAGCUGCAGUCUGUUGUCUCUGCCCAGGCUCGCCAGAGAAGUAAGACUGCACUAGGGCACUGCGUUCUAACCACAGUAAGGGAGACUUCCCUGUUUGGGUAAGACUUAAUAAUAUGUCCUUUUUAUUACACAGAGUAAGUAUACCCAGUCUGAUGUUACUGCUUGGUGAUAUCGUAACUCCUAUAAUUUUCAUUUUGGAAAGGAAGUUCAACUUAAAGCUCUUUGGCAAAUCCAUCCGUCAUUCUAGAUGUAGCUCAGCCUUACUGGAGUCUCAUCCAUCACUGUACAGUAAGAGCACUCUUGUAGGAGGAGCCCGUCCAGCAGAAGAAUUCUCAGCACAGCGUCCAAAGAAUUGGGUCAAAAUAGAGCAUUUUCAUGCUGUUUUAUUUUUGUUACCCUUGACUUUUUUUUAAAAAUAAAAUAAAGUUUUAAUUUUUUCCAGAA
Molecule: messenger RNA, 4448 nt
Organism: Myodes glareolus (Bank vole)
Lineage: Eukaryota; Metazoa; Chordata; Mammalia; Rodentia; Cricetidae
Gene: Acer3
Product: alkaline ceramidase 3
Biological process (GO): ceramide metabolic process; phytosphingosine biosynthetic process
Cellular component (GO): endoplasmic reticulum membrane
Molecular function (GO): N-acylsphingosine amidohydrolase activity
Source: RefSeq, a predicted model, not a curated record